Drosophila mauritiana is the source of this 2841-nucleotide messenger RNA. RefSeq lists its product as uncharacterized. The coding region runs from base 79 to 2760 and encodes 893 amino acids. The record is from RefSeq and is a predicted model, not a curated record. Lineage: Eukaryota; Metazoa; Arthropoda; Insecta; Diptera; Drosophilidae. The transcript is spliced from 7 exons.
CAUCAGUUCACAGCCAUUCCCGCAGCCAAACGGACGUACGGAAUUCGCGAGUUCUAGUCAAACCACUCUCGCCUCACAAUGGGACUGCGUAAUUCCAAGUCGAAAAAAAGCUAUGAGGUAGCUUCCGCCGGCGACCUGAAUCAGAAAAAGGCAUCAAUAAACAGUUCUGGCUCAUCUAACGCAAAAAUUGAGGGGUCAACCACUACGGCUGACCCGCCACCACCACCAAGCCCUAUAAUUGAGGAGCCCAAUUUGGGGCCAGAAUGGUUGAAUCAAACACAAUUUGAGGAAUUACUCAGUGCCAAUGUGGAUCAGUUCUCCAAGAUAGUGGGCUUCCGGGUGAAGCCAGCCAUGGCACCGGGAGAAAACUAUGCCACGUUGAUGCUAAGGAUCAGCAUAGAUGUGGAGCUCACUGACAAGAGCACCAAACUGGUCUGCUUCAUGCUGAAGGUUCCGCACAACACCCCCCAAAUGGAACAGAUGUUGGCCAUGGCCAACUUCUUCAAUAGCGAGAAUAAAGUCUACUCGGAUAUAUUGCCAAAAUUGGAGGAACUUUACAAGGCCAAGGGGCUGGACAUCAACUUUGCUCCGAAAGCCUUCAAGCUGGACUCCGAAAAGGAGCCCAAAUUGGCCAACACUGUGCUGAUGAACGAUCUGAGUCAGGAAGGGUUCAAGAACCUAAAUCGCCUGGAGUGCCUCAACUUGGAGCAAACGAAGUUCGCACUGAAUAAACUGGCCCAGUUCCAUGCAGCAUCUGCGAUGAAUGUCCAGGUGAAUGGACCCUAUGCAGAUCAAUUCGUUAAUGGAGUCAUGGGUGGAAACAAGGAUGUACUAAUGGCUUUCUACGAAGGAAUGAUUGCCUCCUUCCGAACGGCUUUCAUGGCCAAUUUGAAGAACUUCAAGAACGGAGAAGAGUUUCGCGAAAAACUGGAAAAGGCAUUUGUUCAGAUUUUCUUGGACUUUGAGCACCUUAUGAAGGCCGAUCCCGAUGAGUUCAACGUACUGAACCAUGGAGAUUGCUGGAUGAACAAUCUCCUGUUCAAGCUGGACUCAAAGGGGGAAGUGCAGGACAUGCUGUUCGUCGACUUCCAGAACCCCAAAUACGGCUCACCCACUCAGGACUUGUUUUACCUCAUCCUUACGUCGGUGCACAUGGACUACAAGCUGGAUUACUUUGAAUACUUCAUCAGGCAUUAUCAUGAGCAGUUGACCAAGCACCUCGAUUUGCUGGGUUUCACCGGCAAGCAGCCAUCUCUCCGGGAACUGCACAUGCUGAUGUACAAACAUGGAAGUUGGGCAGUGUUCCCCUCGAUCAGUGUGCUGCCAAUUGUGCUCUUGGAUCCCAAUGAGUCAGCCACUUUUGAGAAUUUCCUGGGAGACUCCGAAUCCGGCGCCAAGUUUAAGAACCUUCUGUACGCCAACAAACGUUAUCACGGCUACAUUGAAAAAUUGCUGCCCUGGCUGGACAACAAGGGAUUCUUGGAGGCCUACUUCAUUAAUCAGGUGGUUGCGCCUGAAACGCCCUCAUCGGAGCAACCUGACAAUCCCAACCAAAUACUGGACUGGCUAAAUGUCAGCGAUUUUGCAGAAGUCAUUUCAUCCGCCGAACCGAAGUUCGAAAAGAUUGUGGGCGGAUCUUGGUCUUCAGCAACCAAGCCAGGUGACAACUUCGCGUCCAAGCUCUUGAAGAUUGACAUCGAGACCCAACUGAAAGAUAACACUUCCAACACGUUCUCCUACAUCCUGAAAGUGAUGCCACAGGCCACGCCCGACAACUUUACGGACGUUAAUAUGUUUCCCAAGGAAAGGGAAAUGUACCGGAAAUAUAUACCUGCCUUUGAGCAACUCUAUAAGGAUUCAGGCUUGACAGUCACAUUUACUGCCAACUCCUUCGUCCUGAAUAAACCAAUCAAGGAAGAAUAUUUGCUAAUGGAAAAUCUGCUGACCAAAGGCUUCAAAAUGGCAGAUCGCAUGAAAGGUUUGAAUAUGGAGCACACAAAGAGUUCCCUGAAGAAACUGGCCCAAUGGCAUGCUGCUUCCAUUAAGUACAAGGAGCUAAAUGGUGCAUACCCUCCGUUAUAUAACGAUGGAAUCUAUAUUGAACAGACUAGAGAUGUAUUUCAUAACAUGUUUGCCUCGGCCAAAGAAGCUUAUAUUCGGAUAUUCGAAACUUUUGAAGGCGCUGAUGAAUAUUUGCCCAAACUGGAGUGGAUUAUAGAUAACCAUGUGGACCAGGUCAUGGAAGAUGCCAAGAUCAAUGAGCAAGCGUUUAAUGUGCUUAACCAUGGUGAUGCCUGGAUAAACAACAUCAUGUUCCAAUACGACACGGAGGGUCGUCUCAAGGAAACCUAUUUGCUGGAUCAUCAGAAUGCGAAGUACGGCAAUCCAGCGCAGGAUCUUUACUACUUCCUAAUCAGUUCUGCGGAGCUGGACAUCAAGGUCGAUGAGUUUGACAAUCUGAUCCGAUUUUACCACGAAAACUUGGUAGAGCACACGAAAUUGUUGAAAUACAACGGAUUCGUGCCCUCACUAAGUGAACUGCACACCAUAUUGAUAGAGCAUCCGGCAUUCGCUGUCGGCACAGUCAUCAGUACUCUUACUGUUUGCCUAACCGAUGAAGGAUUCAAUCCGGAAUUAUUCUUUGUCGAGACCCCGGAAUCCGAAGCCUUUAGAACCAAACUUCUUGGCAACGAGCGUUACAAAGCCCAUGUGGAAAAGAUUAUGCCUUGGCUCAACAGGAGGGGUCUCCUCGAUCCUUGAAAGAGUUAGCAAAAUUGUGUUAUUAUAUGUGUUAUAUAUGUGGAAAAGUUGAAAAUACACUGUAUACACUGUUAUUUAUAU